This is a messenger RNA of Miscanthus lutarioriparius, 1287 nucleotides long. The record is from the annotation of a GenBank genome assembly. Lineage: Eukaryota; Viridiplantae; Streptophyta; Magnoliopsida; Poales; Poaceae.
AUGGACGACGCCGCAGGAGAGGAAGAAGCUUCCAUGUUCGAGACCAGCCAUGUCCUGGGCGCGCUGCUGGCCUCCUCACCGCUGCUGGCGCGCGCCUGGGACCGCUGCACGGCCGCCACCGCCGCGGCGCCCGGGUUCGUCGUGCACGGCGAGGAAGACGGCGGCAAGGUGUACGUGGGGUUCUCCGGGGUGCAGGCCGCGCUGUCGGCGGCAGGCGCGGCGGUGGCCGGCGGCGGCGGCGGCGCAGACGUCUUCGCGCCGGUGGGGCUCGGCGGCGGCAGGGACGCGGCGGCGGGGCGGAUGUUCGCACCGCUGGUCGCCGCCGAGCCUGACCUGAAGGCUGCCGCGGGGGAGCCGGUUGCUGUGCAGGCGCUGGCGCUGCAGUGCUUCUUGAAACUCUGCAGCUCUCCUGAUUUCCAGAUGCUACUGAAUGAGAUCAGGGGCAAGGCAGUCGUGUUCACGGGCCACUCCCUCGGUGGCGCCAUUGCGGCCCUCGCGGCGCUACACUACCUCUGCAUCUCAUCGUCAAGCUCGCCAUGGGCACCUGUUCCUCCUGUCCUGUGCGUCACCUUUGGAAGCCCAUUACUAGGCAACGAGGCGCUGUCCAGGGCCAUCCUGCGUGAGCGCUGGGGUGGUAACUUCUGCCACGUAGUUUCACAGCACGACGUCGUCCCAAGGCUCCUCUUCUGCCCGCCGGACGCCGUCCCCACGCACAUCAUUGUCGGAAUGCAACUGCAUCAAUGGCCGACACGGACUCACCAAACAGGCGCGGUGACCACGGUCACCAUGCACAUGGCGGACACUGACAAGGACGCGCUCCGGCAGCUGAUACAGUUGCACGUUGGCGCUGUGGCCAUGGAGCAGAAGCUUGCCGCUCCAGAGACGACAGGCAGGAGCCCGUACCGGCCGUUUGAGUCCCCGGAGGCAGCGCACUCCUGCUACGGCGAGCUCGUUUUGAAAAUGCCACAGCAUUUGCUCCUUAAGAGACGCCUGCGUGUGGGCGACACGCCGGCCACGCCCAACUACGACGACGGUGUCUCCCUCGCGUUGGAGGCCUCCGGCAUCGACGCCAUGGCCAUGGAGGCGUCAACGGCGCGGCAGUGGCUGAAGACAUCGAAGCGGGCAGGGCGGCGGCCGAGCCUGAACUGCGCUCGCCUGGCAACGCAGCUAGGCCGGAUCACGCCGUGCCGUGCGCAGAUCGAAUGGUACAAGGCGCUGUUCGACGCUGAGAUGGGGUACUACGACGCGUUCAAGCAGCGGCGGUCGCCCAGGAAGUACUCAAGGUGA